AUGUCCGUUACUGCGACUCCCUCCAAGAAGGUUGCCGAGAGCUUCUCCAAGAUUGACGUGGGCGCGUCGCCGACCAAGAACGCUGCCAAGCCCGUCGCCAAGGAAGAGGAGGAGGAAGACAAGAGUGCCCAGCCCGACCAUGUCUACGGCAAGUUUGUGGGCGAGGUCGACCUGCCCGAGGAGGAGGAGCCUCUUCUGAUUGAGAACAACCGCCGCUUUGUGCUCUUCCCCAUCCGCUACCACGAGAUCUGGCAGAUGUACAAGAAGGCCGAGGCCUCGUUCUGGACCGCCGAGGAGAUUGACCUCUCCAAGGACCUGCACGACUGGGACAACCGCAUGACGGACAACGAGCGUCACUUUGUGAGCCACGUCCUUGCGUUCUUUGCCGCGUCGGACGGUAUCGUGAACGAGAACCUCCUCGAGCGCUUCUCGUCCGAGGUGCAGGCCGCCGAGGCCCGCUGCUUCUACGGUUUCCAGAUCAUGAUGGAGAACAUCCACUCGGAGACCUACUCGCUCCUGAUCGACACCUACAUCCGCGAGCCCGACCAACGCGACUUCCUCUUCAACGCCAUCGAGACCAUCCCCGUGGUGAAGCAAAAGGCCGAGUGGGCGCUGCGCUGGAUCAACGACCGCCGCGCCUCGUUCUCGGAGCGCCUCGUGGCCUUUGCCGCGGUCGAGGGCAUCUUCUUCUCGGGCUCCUUUGCCUCGAUCUUUUGGCUGAAGAAGCGCGGCCUGAUGCCGGGUCUCGCCUUCUCGAACGAGCUCAUCUCGCGUGACGAGGGUCUGCACACCGACUUUGCGUGCCUGCUCUUUGGCCACCUCAAGAAGCGCGCGCACCCCGACACCGUGAACAAGAUCAUCACCGAGGCCGUCUCGAUCGAGCAAGACUUUUUGACGGAUGCGCUCCCGGUGUCGCUCAUUGGCAUGAACGCCCGUCUGAUGUGCCAGUACAUUGAGUUUGUUGCGGACCGCCUGCUUGUCGCGCUCGGCAACUCGAAGCACUACAACUCGACGAACCCCUUCGACUUUAUGGAGAACAUCUCGCUCCAGGGCAAGUCGAACUUUUUCGAGCGCAAGGUCGCCGACUACGCCAAGGCGGGUGUCGCGCGCCCGGACGACGACGAGGCGGUGCCCAAGUCGGGCAACGCACACGGCUUCUCGCUCGAGGAGGACUUUUAA
This is a messenger RNA of Malassezia japonica, 1179 nucleotides long. It is a transcript of the gene RNR2, whose product is annotated as ribonucleoside-diphosphate reductase. The transcript has a single exon. The record is from RefSeq and is a predicted model, not a curated record. NCBI's taxonomy places the organism in Eukaryota, Fungi, Basidiomycota, Malasseziomycetes, Malasseziales, Malasseziaceae. Gene Ontology annotation, biological process: deoxyribonucleotide biosynthetic process. Gene Ontology annotation, molecular function: oxidoreductase activity. The coding region runs from base 1 to 1179 and encodes 392 amino acids.